Molecule: messenger RNA, 708 nt
Organism: Zymoseptoria tritici IPO323
Lineage: Eukaryota; Fungi; Ascomycota; Dothideomycetes; Mycosphaerellales; Mycosphaerellaceae
Product: 40S ribosomal protein S13
Exons: 4
Coding region: 59-514 (151 amino acids)
Biological process (GO): translation
Cellular component (GO): nucleolus; cytosolic small ribosomal subunit; ribosome
Molecular function (GO): structural constituent of ribosome; small ribosomal subunit rRNA binding
Source: RefSeq, a predicted model, not a curated record
CGACCAUCCACGACAACUAACCCACCCAGUCCCUCACCCACACAACACAACCGACAACAUGGGUCGUCUUCACUCCAACGGAAAGGGAAUCUCUUCCUCCGCCAUCCCAUACUCGCGCACCGCCCCGGCAUGGCUCAAGACCACCCCGGAGCAGGUCGUUGAUCAGAUUUGCAAGCUCGCAAAGAAGGGUGCCACUCCUUCGCAGAUUGGUGUCGUCCUCCGUGACAGCCACGGUGUUGCCCAGGUCAAGAUUGUGACUGGUAACAAGAUUCUCCGCAUCCUCAAGGGCAACGGCCUCGCACCAGAGAUUCCAGAGGACCUCUACAUGCUCAUCAAGAAGGCCGUCGCCGUCCGCAAGCAUCUCGAGCGCAACCGCAAGGACAAGGACAGCAAGUUCCGCCUCAUUCUCAUCGAGUCCCGCAUCCACCGCCUCUCCCGCUACUACAAGACCGUCGGUGUUCUCCCACCCACCUGGAGAUACGAGUCUGCCACCGCCAGCACCAUGGUCGCAUAAGCAAUCGGCUUUUCGAUGAUGAGGACGGGACAGGCUUGAUUGUGAAGAGCGACGAAGUGAAUGGGAAAGCAUGGCGUCAACGGGGAUACCACCGCACAGGCACGCCGGUUCUUCCGGCCCUGCUGUGUGAUGAAGGAAAAUGCAUGCUGGUAACUUCGGUAGACCACAAACUUCAGUCAAAAUUUUCAAUACCG